Messenger RNA from Elephantulus edwardii (Cape elephant shrew), 1298 nucleotides. It is a transcript of the gene AVPR1B, whose product is annotated as arginine vasopressin receptor 1B. Lineage: Eukaryota; Metazoa; Chordata; Mammalia; Macroscelidea; Macroscelididae. The transcript has 2 exons. The record is from RefSeq and is a predicted model, not a curated record. Gene Ontology annotation, cellular component: membrane. Gene Ontology annotation, biological process: G protein-coupled receptor signaling pathway; regulation of systemic arterial blood pressure by vasopressin; positive regulation of vasoconstriction. Gene Ontology annotation, molecular function: vasopressin receptor activity; peptide binding. The coding region runs from base 27 to 1298 and encodes 423 amino acids.
UCCUUCCCUCCCAGCAAAUCUCCACCAUGGAUUUUGGCCCUCCUUGGGCUAGUAAGGGUCCUACCCUUGAGGGCACUCUCUCUACCCCCAAUGCCACGACACCCUGGCUGGGUCGGGAUGAGGAGCUGGCCAAGGUGGAGAUAGGGGUCCUGGCUACAGUCCUGGUGCUGGCCACGGGGGGCAACCUGGCUGUGCUGCUGACCCUGGGCCAGCCUGGCCGCAAACGCUCCCGAAUGCACCUGUUUGUGCUCCACCUAGCCUUGACCGACCUGGGCGUGGCGCUCUUCCAGGUGCUGCCCCAGCUGCUGUGGGACAUUACCUACCGCUUCCAGGGCCCUGACCUCCUCUGCCGAACUGUCAAGUACCUGCAAGUGCUCAGCAUGUUCGCCUCCACCUACAUGCUGCUGGCCAUGACGCUGGACCGCUACCUGGCCGUCUGUCACCCCCUGCGCAGCCUCCAGCAGCCUAGCCAAUCUACCUACCCGCUCAUCACCGGGCCCUGGCUACUGGCCGCCAUCCUCAGCCUCCCUCAGGUCUUCAUAUUUUCCUUGAGGGAGGUGAUAGAGGGCUCCGGGGUGCUGGACUGCUGGGCGGACUUCCGCUUUCCCUGGGGACCGCGGGCUUACAUCACCUGGACCACCCUCACCAUCUUCGUGCUGCCCGUGGCCGUGCUCAGCGCCUGCUACGGCCUCAUCUGCCAGGAAAUCUGUAAGAACCUAAAAGUGAAGACCAAGGCCUGGAAGGUGGGAGGAGGUGCCUGGAAGGCUUGGGACAGGACCCCCGAGCUGGCGUCAGCUCCAGCCACCUGGGAGCUGCCGUCCAGGGUCAGCAGCAUCAGCACCAUCUCCCGGGCCAAGAUCCGAACCGUGAAGAUGACCUUUGUCAUUGUGCUGGCCUACAUCGCCUGCUGGGCACCCUUCUUUAUCGUCCAGAUGUGGUCUGUGUGGGACGAGAAUGCACCUGAUGAAGAUUCAACCAACGUGGCUUUCACCAUCUCCAUGCUCCUGGGGAACCUCAGCAGCUGCUGCAACCCCUGGAUCUACAUGGGCUUCAACAGCCAUCUCCUGCCGCGGCCCCUGCGCCGCCUGCCCUGCUGUGGGGGGCCCAGGCGUCAGAUGAGCAGGCAGCUCUCCAACGGCAGCCUCUCCAGCCGCCGGACCACCCUGCUCACUCGCUCCAGCUGCCCCCCGACCCUUAACCUCAGCCUCAGCCUCAGCGGCAAGCCUGGGCCUGAAGAAUCGCUGAAGGACCUGGAGCAGGCCAAUGGGGAGGCUGUCACUGAGCUGGGCGUCUUCUAG